CGAGGUCUAUACACGACUGUAACGAUUGGUGAGGAAGUCAGAACAAUUUGAAUGCUACGUUUUGUGAAGUGUUUGACUAAGAAAGUGUGUUAUAGCUUCCCGUCAAAGUGAAACCGUAUCAGGGACAAAUUGGACUUUCAGGUAAGUUUUGUGUUCGUUAAAUGUGAAGUGCUACCAAACCGGCGUUCGCUGCGCCUCCUGUGCGAAUACUAUACUCGACAAAUUCGACACUUUGUCACAGGAGCAUUAAGGUUUGUUGUGUAACAAACGAGAUAACGGUCUGAAAUCUCUAUGUAGCCCCCCACUAUCGUAGUGCCUCUGUUUACGUAUGUGUAGUGCUUCAGUCAAUAGUCGUUGUGGUGUUGUGUCACCUGUGCUACUCAGCUGAUCUUCAGUUUGGCUGGAGUCGCGGACUAAUCAACGAAAAUUCGGUAGAAUAUUAGGCAAGGCUAGUAACAUUUGUGGCUGCAGCACCAGAGGUCAACGACCAUGAGUGACUUCAUCGAAAGUGAAGCAGAAGAAAGCUCCGAGGAGGAGCAGACCGAUGAAACUCGUCUUCAUAAGAAAAAAGGGCGGCCGGCUGCUCAAAUCGACUCGGACGAAGAAGAAGAUGAUGAGGAGAAGUUAGCCGAAGAAAUGAAAGACCUUAUCAAUGACGAUGAGGAAGAAGAGGAAGGCUCAUCAGGAUCUUCGUCAGGUUCAUCGUCGUCGGGUGAAUCUGGCGAAGAAAGCGGACGUGAAGACGUAGGAGAAGGCGGCCACAAGGAAAAGAAGCAUAAGAGAAAGCAUGAUUAUGAUGACGAUAACAUCGACGACGAUGAUUUCGACCUCAUCGAAGAAAAUCUUGGUAUAAAAGUUCAGCGCAAGAAGAAGCUCAAACGUGUUAAGGUGCUCGAUGAAGAUGAAGAAGAAGAGGGCGAUAAAGAAAAAGAUAAAGAUGAACUUGCUCAGGAAUUAUUUGAGGACGGUGAUGAAGAUAUGGAUGAAACCGCUUCGAGAGCUGACAGAGAUUCAUCUCGACAUCCUGAAGAUAUUCACAGAUCACAGGAUGAGGACCUCGGCACCGAAUCGGGAUCAGAUGAUGAUGUAAAUGAUUUUAUUGUCGAUGACGAUGGCCAACCCAUAACGAAGACCAAAAAGAAACGUCACGUCAAAUAUUCAGACAGUGCUUUACAGGAAGCGCAGGACAUCUUCGGGGUUGAGUUUGACUAUGAGGAUGUUCGUGGAUAUGAUGAUGAAUUCGAGGGUUCUGAGGAGGAUGAAGAAUACGAAGAUGAGGAGGAGCAGGAACCUGGCGCUAGGCCAGCUAAGGCCUCCAAAGCUGCUGGUAAAAAGGCUGCUGCAAAGAAGUCUAUCUUUGAAGUAUUUGAACCGAUUGAACUGGAACAGGGUCACUUCACCGAUCGAGAUCAGGAAAUUCGUACAACUGAUGAACCGGAGCGUUUUCAGUUGCGUGGAGUACCUGUCACUCAAGCUGACGAAACGGAACUUGCGGAAGAGGCAGAGUGGAUCUUUCGUCAGUGUUUUCUUAAGCCCACGAUUUCUAUACAAAAGCCGCCGCUGGGCUCGGACUCGUCCGAUAGCGGUGAUCGCUCAUCGAGUGGUCACCAGCCACUGGGAGGUAAAAAGAGCCGUACAGCCGUCAAUAAAAUCUGCGAGACACUCAAGUUUAUGCGCAACCAGCAUUUCGAAGUUCCAUUUAUCGCUUUUUAUCGAAAAGAGUACGUCCAACCAGAACUAACAAUUAAUGACCUGUGGCUAAUCUACAAGUGGGAUGAGCGCUGGUGUCAUCUCCGUCAACAAAAACUAAACAUGGAAAAGCUGUUUAAGAAAAUGCAGGAAUAUAUCUGUGAGCAGAUUCUAAACGACGACUCUGCCGCUGAUAAUUUGCGACAAAUUGAGGAGACUGACUUCGAACGACUCCGUGAGGUGCAGUCUUCGGAAGAAUUGAAGGAUGUGUACCUUCAUUUUCUCCUCUACUAUGCCCAGGAUUUGCCCGCAAUGCAAGAAGCUGCGAUGCUUAAGCAGAAACAAAAGCGGGAAGAAGUCCGUCGGAAACGGCUCGAAAAACAGAAAGAGAAAGCGGCUCGCCAGGCCGAAGGAGGUGACGGCGCCGAUGAAGAAAGUGCCGAUGACGAACUUGAGGACGAGGACGACGGUGAAAAAGAAGAACUAUUUUUAAAAAGAGCAAAACAAAAGGACUGCUUUGCUGUUUGCCGAGAGCUAGGUUUGCAUGGGCUCGCCAAGAAGUUUGGUCUUACUCCACAACAAUUUGGUGAAAACCUUCGCGACAAUUAUCAGCGUCAUGAGGUGGUCCAAUUUCCUGUGCAACCCCUAGAGGCAGCUGCAGAGUAUGUAAAUGAUCGUUUAAAUACACCCGCUGAAUGUCUUAAAGCCGCAAGGUAUAUGGUGGCCUGCGAAAUCGCCCGUGAUCCUACGGUCCGUCGUUGUGUACGGGAAACUUUCUUCGAACGAGCCAAACUGAGUGUCACACCAACAAAGACGGGAAUUAAAGAGAUUGACGAAUCGCAUCCCUGUUACGCCUUUAAAUAUUUAAAGAACAAGCCUGUCCGUUCUCUACAGGGAGAUCAGUUCCUAAAAUUGAAGAUGGCUGAAGAUGACAAGCUAAUCAAGAUCUUUGUCCGUAUGGAUGGUGAAGGCGCAUCGGAUUCAGGCUCGUAUGCCCAUGACGUGCGUCAGCUUUACCAUCGUGACGAAUUCUCGAAAAAUGUCCAAGAAUGGAAUGGACAACGAGAAGAAGCUCUAAAUUAUGCCCUUAAUAGAUUGCUGUAUCCGACACUGGAAAAAGAACUUAAGUUGCGACUACUGCGAGAAGCAUUCGAUCACGUUUUAAGGGCGUGUGCGAACAAGCUUUAUAACUGGCUCAAAAUCGCACCAUAUGAACCUCCCGAAGAAGUUCAGGAGGAGGAGGAUUUCGAUACACGUGAUGGCGUGAAGAUACUGGCCAUCGCCUACCAGAACGACUGGAACAUCCCGGCAUUCGGAGCCCUAAUUAGCGGCGAAGGAGAAGUAACUGAUUACAUUCGAUUAGAGAAUCUUCUCAAGAGACGGAACGCUCGUCGUGAGACUGAACGUGAGGGAAAACAACGAGAUAUGGAAAAACUGAAACGAUUCCUUGCAGAUAAGAAGCCUCACUGCGUGGUAAUCUCUGCAGAAAGUCGAGAAGCGCUGAGCGUCAAGGAAGACGUGGAACAGGCCAUCCGGGAGCUUUCUGAAGAAGAACAAUUUCCGCCGCUGCAGGUGAUGCUUUUAGAUAACGAGUUAGCUAUGGUUUACGCCACCUCAAAGCGAGCCGAACAAGAUUUUGCGCAAUAUCCACCUUUGCUAAAACAGGCCGUAUCACUCGCUCGUCGUAUGCAGGAUCCUCUCAUUGAGUUCUCUCAAUUGUGCGGCCAUGACGAAGAAAUAUUGUGUUUGAAAUAUCACCCUCUUCAGGACAAUGUGCCAAAAGAAGAAUUUGAAUGGGUUUUAGCUAUGGAGCUUAUUAAUAGAACAAAUGAGGUCGGUGUAGACAUUAAUCGAUGCGUUGAGCAGAGCCAUACAUCGGGACUACUGCAGUUUGUGUCUGGCCUUGGACCGCGUAAGGCGUAUGCUAUUAUCAAGAACUUAAAACAAACGCAUUCGAAACUCGAGGGCCGCUCAAAUCUCGUAACUAGCUUGAAACUUGGCCCUAAAGUGUUUCUCAAUUGCGCUGGGUUUAUCCGUAUCGACACAAACUCAUUCGAGAGUAGUUCGAGUGCUUACGUCGAGGUGCUAGAUGGCUCGCGAGUUCAUCCCGAAAUGUAUGAGUGGGCACGCAAAAUGGCGACGGACGCCCUCGAUUAUGACGACAAUGAUGAGGCGAACCUCAAUCCCGCCGAGGCGCUAGAAGAGAUCCUCGAUAAUCCUGAUAAACUCAAAGAUCUUGAUCUCGACGCAUUUGCUAUCGAACUUGAACGGCAGGGCUAUGGCAACAAGAGUAUUACAUUAUACGACAUUCGGGCUGAGCUAAAUCAUCGUUAUAAAGAUCUCCGUGUCGACUAUGCGCCGCCCGAGAAGGAGGUUUUGUUUAAUUUGCUAACUAAAGAGACACCGGAGACCUUCUACCUGGGCAAGCUGGUUACGUGUCAGGUAUCUGGUAUUGCUCGCAAAAGGCCUCAAGGGGACCAGUUGGAUCAGGCUAAUCCCAUCCGUAACGACGAGUCUGGACUAUGGCAAUGUCCCUUCUGUCUCAAAAAUGAUUUCCCGGAGCUCUCCGAAGUGUGGAACCACUUCGAUGCGGGUAAUUGUCCAGGACCGGCCAUGGGUGUCAAGGUCCGUUUCGACAACGGUAUUACGGGCUUCAUCCCAACGAAAAACCUGUCAGAUAAACGCGUCGCUAAUCCGGAAGAGCGCGUUCGUGUUGGACAAAUCAUCCAUGGACGUGUGACGAAAAUCGAUAUCGCACGAUUUGCUGUUGAACUGACAACCAAGAGUUCUGAUCUCGCUGAUAAAAACGGUGAGAUGAAACCACCAAAGGAUUUAUAUUAUGACCAUGACGCAGAUGAUAAAGAGCGUCGCAAGGCGGAUGAUGCACAAAAACAUAAACAGAGACAAGUUUAUGUCAAACGUGUGAUCGUCCAUCCUUCAUUUCAUAAUAUUAGUUACCAAGAAGCAGUCAAAUUGUUAAAGACCAUGGACCAGGGCGAAAUCGUCAUUAGACCAUCCUCGAAAGGCGUGGAUCACUUGACCGUAACGUGGAAAGUUCACGGAGACAUUUUGCAGCAUAUCGAUGUGCAGGAGAAAGGAAAGGAAAAUAGUUUUUCGCUUGGGUCAUCGUUAAUUAUAAACGGCGAGGAAUUUGAAUGCCUCGACGAAAUCAUAGCUCGUCAUGUUCAGCCAAUGGCUGGGUUCGCAAAGGACAUUGCUUCUUUUAAGUAUUUCUUCGAUUUCGAGGGCGGUAAAAAGGAACAAGCCGAAAAAUGGCUACAAGAAGAAAAACGAAAAGCACCUGCGAAAAUUCCUUAUUGUAUUUCCGCCUGCGCCAAUUUACCAGGCAAGUUUCUACUUUCAUAUCAACCAAGCACAAAGCCCCGGCACGAAAUGGUGACAGUCACACCGGAUGGUUUUCGUUAUCGAAGCCAGGUGUUCCAUUCGUUAAACGCUCUGUUCCGAUGGUUUAAGGAACAUUUUCGGGACCCGAUCCCGCUUGGAGGGUCGUCAGCAUCGGCAGUUACUCCCGGCGCCGCAAGCACCCACCCAUAUAUGACACCAGGGAUGGCGACGCCCGGUCGAAUGAGCGCCGUACCAAUGGUAAUGGCUACUCCAGGUAUGGCCACACCUGGAGCCCGAACCCCAGCUUCUAUUGCGACAGCGUCCUAUGCCGCUGCUUAUAACGCUGCUGGCGCAGGUUAUGGAGCAACGACUGCCGGCUUCGGGGGUAUGACUCCCCAGCCAAUGCAGAUCUCGACGACACCCGGCUACGUGACACCUGGGCAAAGUUACGCCGGAAACUACGGCGGAUCAAUGCCCCCACCGACAACGCCCAGUUCGUCGUAUCAUCGAAAUCCUCAGUCAUCGUCACGAUCGCAUCACGGAUCGCCCUCACCAAGUCCGCGACCAUCUCCGCGUUCACACCAGUCUAGCGGAUCCACGCGUUCCGGUGGAGGCAGUAGUAGCAGGGAUCAGCACGGGAGCAGCUCGUCCUUAGCUGGCGCAGGACGCUCUGCUGAAGACUGGAAAAAAAUGGCUGUCGAUUGGGCUAGCGGCAAAUCGAGAAACCAGGGCGGAGCUCGACGAGAUUAAGAAGGGAAGUUACAUAGGGGUAUAGUAACGCAUGGGAAAUAGGCAGAACAAAUCUAAUGGGCGAUUGGACGACUGAUUAUUGCCAUUCACCAAACAAAGAAGAAAAAUGCGGAAAUACUUAGGGCCUGGAGGGAAAGUAUUUAUGUAUCAGCAGUUUCCUUUUCGGCCAAAAGGUUGUCGAUAGUUAUGUACAUACAGAAAUGCUGAGAAGAGACACAAGCCACGUAAAAUGGGUUUCUUGCAAUACAUAAUGAACCUAUCGAUCUAGCGGAAUAUGUCUAUGUAAUUAGUCAUUACAUCUUUUUCCAUUAUUGUCAUGUCUUUAUAUAUAUAAAAAUCUGUCUACAUUAAAAAAACACGUUGUCGUGAAACGGACUAAAUUAAUCAUGUAUUAUUGUUUUUUUUUUGCAAAAGAAACAGAUAAAAAGGGCGAAUAAAAGAAAAUGAUAUUGAGGUUUAUCAGUCGAGAGCAGAAAGGUUCUGUCAAAAAGUUUUCAAUGAAAGAAAAACGAACAAGUUACAAAAUGCAUAUAUAUAACGCGUACGGUGUUGUUUGUAAUUAAAAAAAAAAAGUUAAAAACAAAACGAAUGAAAUAAUGCUUUUGACCUAACCCAGUGGGAUCUUAGCAAUAGCUUAGCAUAACUAGCACUGUUAUUAUCGAGGUUUCAUUAAAUAAAGUACUUACGUUUUGAGUGUCAUAA
Molecule: messenger RNA, 6486 nt
Organism: Varroa destructor (honeybee mite)
Lineage: Eukaryota; Metazoa; Arthropoda; Arachnida; Mesostigmata; Varroidae
Gene: Spt6
Product: transcription elongation factor Spt6
Biological process (GO): transcription elongation by RNA polymerase II; nucleosome organization; transcription elongation-coupled chromatin remodeling
Cellular component (GO): transcription elongation factor complex
Molecular function (GO): nucleosome binding; DNA binding; histone binding
Source: RefSeq, a predicted model, not a curated record